Molecule: messenger RNA, 689 nt
Organism: Micromonas commoda
Lineage: Eukaryota; Viridiplantae; Chlorophyta; Mamiellophyceae; Mamiellales; Mamiellaceae
Exons: 1
Coding region: 3-629 (208 amino acids)
Source: RefSeq, a predicted model, not a curated record
CGAUGACGACGAGGAUUGCGGCCGACGGAUCGGACGAUGCCGACGACGACCGGGAGGUACCCUUCGAAGAGGUACCCUUUGACGUACCCCCGCACGCGGGCUACCGCGUCCGGGGCGGCGUGCGUCGCGUGGACGUCACCCUCGUCUCCGACGCCAUCUCCGGCGCCGGGCGCGCGGCUCGUGACGCCGCGCAAUCGCGCGUCUUCGCGAUGGAGCGCGUUCGCGCCGAGCGAGCCGCGAAGAUCAAGGCGUGGGGCGAGGCUUGGAAGGCGCCGCCAAAACCGCUGAAACCGCCGAAACCGCCGGGCUGGGAGGAGGUCAAGGCGACGAAGAUCGCGGCGCUGGACGCGCGGUACGGGAGCGACGCGAGGGUGGCGAGCGAGGCGGCGAGGAGCGUGAGGGAACGGGAGGUUCGCGCGAGGGAGACGGCUGCUGCGGGGGAUGGCGUCGUCAUCGGGGACGGCGAAAUAGCCGACGGGAUUGAGGACGCGCUCGGGACGAGCGCCGGUGGUCCGCUGGACGUGCUCGGGGAUUCCACCGGGACGGCGGCGCAGCCCGGCGGCGGAGCCGUGUUGUGCAGGCUCGGGCUUCCCGACCCGAACUUCGUCAGGCUGGUGGACUCGACGUGAUCGAUUUGAUUUGAUGAUUGAUAUGCGCGUGAAAAUGAAAUGCUAAAUGCGGGUCGCGAG